This is a messenger RNA of Diaporthe batatas, 2078 nucleotides long. RefSeq lists its product as uncharacterized. The transcript is spliced from 3 exons. The record is from RefSeq and is a predicted model, not a curated record. NCBI's taxonomy places the organism in Eukaryota, Fungi, Ascomycota, Sordariomycetes, Diaporthales, Diaporthaceae. Bases 231 to 1004 code for a protein of 257 amino acids.
CUCGAUCUUAUGCAGCCCUGCACGUAUGACCCACAAUGACGUCUGUUCCAAAAUGCGCAGACUUCCCAGAGUAAGAAGAUAACAGGACGGAUGGCUCGCCGAUGUGAUGGAUUCCCCUUAAUCUCGCACGCGCGCUCAUGUUCAAAGGACGCCCGAAUCUGCUGCAGUGAAGGCUCUUUAGUUAUCCAAGACGGCCCGAACUCUGUCGACCUGGAUUUUCAUCACUAACAAUGGCGGCCGGACCGUGGCCCAGGGUCUUCGGGCAUGAGUUUCGCUAUUCCCACAAUCUCUGGGUCUUCCCCCUCGCAGCAGGCAUCUCCUGGUUCUCCACGCUGACCAUCCUCCUCGUCCGCUGGCUGGCCAUCGGGCAGCCCCGGUACCCAGGCCAGGUCAACCCCGAGAUCCCCUUCAUCAGCGACAUCGCGGCCUUCACCUUCCAGCCCGUGUUCAUCGCAGGCUGCGCCGUCACGGGAGUCACAUUCGCCGGCACCGUCUUCGCCGUCCACCACGUGCGGUACUCGCCCAGCUUCUACGGGCUGACCGACGACGCCGAGUGGAGGCAGAACACGAGCUUCGUGGCCUUCUUCAUGGGCAUGUUCGCGUCGGUGUGUCUCGUGUGCCUCAGCAUCUUCGAUACGUUUGAGAACAACGACGAGCACCGGUAUAUCCUCAUGUGCACGUUUGGCGGGCUCGGGAUGGCGGCUAUCCUGACGGCUGUUGUGUGGUGGGACGAAGCCUGGGCCAACACGGCGCGGUUCCCGGGCUUGCGGAAGUGGUGUGUGCUGAAUACGUUGCUGGUGGUAGCCCAGACGGCUCUUGGUGUCUGCUUCACCACGUUUUUAUGGAUGGGUCGCUUCCGCGAGGCUGGGUUCCUGGAAUGGUCGUUGUGCUAUGUGGGCUCCGUCUGGCUCGUGUCCUUUGUCGGAUAUGUCAGGUUUAGAGGGGACACUAGCGGUAACGGUAUCGUCGGCGAGCGCGAGCCUUUAUUAUAUGCCGCGGCUUGACUUUCUUCUGGGCGUUGCCAAAGGCGAAGACUGUUCCCCAUCUCACGAACUGGCGGAGGGGUGGCCAAAGAGGGCCUCAGUGAUAGAGAAUGUUCCGUGCCGUUGUAAUGUCAUCUUGAGUAUGACGGCAUCAGACCUCGCAGACCACUGAUGAUGGAUGAAACCAAACUGCCCUCGCCUUCAAACCCAGGCCGUGCGGCCUCGCGCCUAGGCACGAUCCUCCGUGGGAUGACAUCAAAGAGGAACUCCCCCGUCUCGUUGUCAUACGGCGCACGAUCCCAAUUAUGUAUCUCCGCGACAGAACCUUGCCCAUGAACAUAUCCAGUGAUAUCUUUCCGGAACGUCUUGGCAAUCUCCCAAGGGUCCAUGUCCUGCCUCUUAACCCGACCAGGCGGGGCGUGCCAGACCACAGCCCCCGGAGCGCAGUCCACAAGCAUGUACGGCAGGUCACCGGAAGGGACGUGAUCCCUCGGGACCCAGCCCUCCUCCGAAAACACCACGGAGACAGUCCGCAGCCCGCUCAGGGCUCCGAGGCAGUGGAUGAAGGUGAUCGCGCCGUCCAGACCGGACCCCAGCAUCCGGGCGUCCAGGGCCAGAUGACGCACGCUCGCGGGCGGUCGUCUCCAGGCGGCGAGAGAGUCUGAACAGAAGAAGGACGGCCAGUCCCGGCUCGAUAUGUAAAUGGCGUCCAGCUCCGGGUCGAAGUCCCGGUAUGGGUCCAAGCAGGCCCCUGCCCCGUCAACGUGGCGGAACUUGAGCUGCCUGCGGGCCAUGCGGCGGGACUCGCGGCACACAUGCAUCAGAGUGUUCCAGCUGAGGUCGAUGGUGAUGGAGGCUGGGUCGCCAUUGUUGGGGUCCUCUGUCCUGAAGAUGUGGACGCCUGGCUCUGGGGCCUCGUCCAGGCUGGCUUGCCACACCUCUCUCUGCAGCUCGAGCGGGAGACUGGCGAACUGUGGGAAUGACGUCAUUGACGUGGAUAUCCAAUGCUUGGUUUGAAAUAUUAUUAUGAGGAAUUAUCCGGAGAGGCCUGAAUGAGUACCUAGGUACUCCGUAGACAGGGACGUUGUGUUGGUC